AUUGCCUUAAGUUUGGUAUUUUGUAGAGUUUCUCAUAGACGGCAAGCACAUUUUGGAAUUGCUAAUUUGUGCAGGUUAUUGUGUUUAUCCAACGAUUCUCGCCGCGAAAAUGUACGAACUGAAGACCCUGCUGCCGCAAUUCGACAUCAAGCUGCCCACCUGCAUGUAUCACCUCAAGAACGUUAGCCUGGCGGCGGAUUCCUUGGCCAGCGGCUCCUCCACAUCCGCAUCCACAUCCGCGUCCACAUCAUCAUGCAAAUUGGAGGCCAACAGGAUCGACAGAACGGGGCAAAACGCAGCCACAUGUGCACUUGAUUUGGACUCUUUAGGCCGACAAAUACAACGACUGCUAAAGGACGAUACGGCAUCAGUGGCCGCCCGCCAGGAGAAGGUUCUCAAGCAGCUGGAGGACCUGAAGGCGCAGCUGGGACAAAUCCGGGCGGGGCUUGGUGUUUGCGGCAAGACCUUCCAGCACACGACUGCCUUCCAGAAUGGUGGAUUAAAGGAGGUGCCACUGCAGGAUGUCGUCAUCAAUGGACAUCCCAACUUCAUACCCUAUGCCUUGUUGGCCCUGAAAAAUGCCUGGCGCGAUCUGUACACUAUUGAUGUCAAGACCUUUACGCACUCCACGAUGGCCGACAUUGGACCAGCAGCUCGGGAAUUCGAGGCCAACUUGGCGAAGGUUCCAGUAAACCCUGCUUUGCCCAAGAUUAGUGUGACGCUCAUCUGGAAGAACUGCGAACACACCGAGAUGAUCAGCUCGCCCACCAUGUACGUGCCCAUCUACGGAGAGGUUAACAUCAUUCGCUAUCUGGGCCGUGUGGGUCCGUCCCAGUAUCGCUAUGAGGGCUCUCCGCUCUGCAACGAGAUCGACCUCGUCCUGGACAUUUGCUACCAACUGCUGCGCUGCAACACGCACAAAACGCAGGUGGCCAUGGUGCGCCUGCUGGACAAGCGACUGCAGAAGCAGCAGUAUUUCGGUGGAGCCCAGAUGUCGGUGGCCGAUAUUGGUGUCUACAGCUCACUGAUACGCAUGCCAGCUGUUACCGAGAAGGAUCUGACGCCUGCGCUAGUGGCUUGGAGAAAAAGGGCCAAGCUCGUGGUUCAAAUUUAAAUAAUUUAAUCGAGAAAGGCGAACAAAUAAAUUGUAGAGUUCAAUGUGA
Drosophila simulans is the source of this 1163-nucleotide messenger RNA. RefSeq names its product probable aminoacyl tRNA synthase complex-interacting multifunctional protein 2 (gene AIMP2). Gene Ontology annotation, cellular component: aminoacyl-tRNA synthetase multienzyme complex. The transcript has 5 exons. NCBI's taxonomy places the organism in Eukaryota, Metazoa, Arthropoda, Insecta, Diptera, Drosophilidae. Bases 110 to 1114 code for a protein of 334 amino acids. The record is from RefSeq and is a predicted model, not a curated record.